This is a messenger RNA of Carica papaya (papaya), 1896 nucleotides long. The record is from RefSeq and is a predicted model, not a curated record. Lineage: Eukaryota; Viridiplantae; Streptophyta; Magnoliopsida; Brassicales; Caricaceae.
UCAACUGCCACAACACGUGUGUACGGCUUUCUGAACUCGACGCACGUGUGUUCCUCCUUCCUCCGCGAGGACCUCAACUCAAACUGAACGACCACAGACUCCAAACCCGGCGCUUGUGAAAAACUCUGGUUUCUCGUCCCUGAAAGUGAAGACAAACGCAUGAUAGAACAUGCUUUCACUGGCUUUCAUUGUCCUCCUUGUUUCUGUCGUGUUGCAGAGCUCAUUUGUCAAUAACUGGGCUUCGUUGUCAAUAAAAGAAACGAUGGAGUACGUAUCAGCGAUUGGAGACCCUGGAAUGCGGAGCUACAGUGUGAGAGUUGCCAUGGAAGCUUGGAAUUUCUGCAAUGAAGUUGGCGCGGAAGCACCUGACAUGGUCAGCCCCAGGUGGGCUGAUUGUGCCGAUUUGUACUGCGCCUUCAUCUCUGGUAAUUCGCUUCGCAUUGUGGUCUUUGAAUCGGGAAAUAACAUGAUUUCUUUUUCUGCACUGCAUCACAAGGUGAAGGACUCUGAUAACAGCUUAGGUACAGGUGAUAAUUUUCCCAAACCAGGUUUUAAGUCUUAUACAGAUCAUGAUCUGUAUGCAGUGGAAAAGGAAUUAUUUCUUGGUUCUUUGUGUGAGUCAGACAGUUCUUCAAAACCAUGGCAUUUUUGGAUGAUUAUGCUCAAAAAUGGGAAUUUUGACAAGAAUACUACACUAUGCCCGGAAAAUGGGAAAAAAGUCAGUAAAAUAGUGACAGAUAGAAACUUUCCAUGUUUUGGGCAAGGCUGCAUGAAUCAGCCAUUGGUAUAUCAUAACUCAUCUGAACUGGUUGGUUUUGGGGACAAGAUGGUAUCUUUAAGCGGAGGAUUCUAUGGAACAUAUGACCUUGAUGCCGACUUGAGCAAAGGUGUAGGGAAAAACUCCUUCUUUCAAGUCUCGUGGCACAAGAACAUGAGCACAGGGAGUUGGGUUUUCUCACAUGUUUUGACAACAUCCGCAAAGUAUCCAUGGCUAAUGCUGUAUCUUCGUGCAGAUGCAACAGAAGGAUUUAAUGGUGGCUAUCAUUAUAAUGGGCGUGGCAUCAUGAGAAAGCUGCCAGAGUCUCCAAAAUUUACGGUGAAAUUGACACUUGAUGUUAAACGGGGGGGAGGAGCCAACAGUCAGUUUUAUCUCAUCGAUAUAGGAAGCUGUUGGAAGAACAAUGGAGAUCCAUGUGACGGAGAUGUUUUGACUGAUGUAACUAGAUACAGUGAGAUGAUAAUUAACCCUGAAACUACCAGCUGGUGCCGCCCAAAUAAUUUGGCUUCAUGCCCACCUUAUCACAUUAGUCCUACUGGUGAGAUGAUCUAUAGAAAUGAGACUACUAGGUUUCCGUAUUCUGCUUACCAUCUCUAUUGUAGCCCAGGAAAUGCUGAAUAUCUGGAGAAACCAUAUGAUAUCUGUGAUCCAUAUAGCAAUCCACAGGCACAGGAAUUAGUACAGAUUCUUCCACAUCCUGAAUGGUCAGUGCAUGGAUACCCUGAAAAGCAAGGAGAUGGAUGGAUUGGUGAUCCUAGGACUUGGGAGCUUGAUGUUGGUGCUCUUUCCAGUCGCUUAUAUUUCUACCAGAAUCCAGGAACAAAGCCAGCAAGGCGAAUAUGGUCUUCAAUCAAUGUUGGUACAGAAAUAUAUGUGAGCAAGACUGGGGAAACAGCUGAAUGGACUGUAAGUGACUUUGAUGUGCUUGUUCCAAAAGAUGCUUCUUGUAAUGGAGAAAACUCUUAUUAGCCUUUUGCCAGUAUGCUUGGAUCUCACUCGGGAAACUAAAUCACUUGAAAUUACAUAAAAAUUAUUAUAUCAUUUUUUUUAAGUGGCUCUCCUCCUAUGGUGUAUUCUUUUGCUGGAAUGGUGAAAAGGUACAAAAUACUUUCAUAGCA